ACACCAUGAACGGAUUUGAGAAGCUCAUCACCACAGUCAGCCCUAAUGGGGCGAGUGCUGAGUUUGAAGUGACACUCGCCGGAGUAUUUAAGACUGCCAAACUGGCUAAACUGAUCGAAGGGCUGAAGAGCAGUCUGCCGGCCAGCAUUAGUGUUGAAACAACAGGACUGGUUGAGAUGGACUCUCCUUCAGGGAAAGUACCCUACAAAUCGAAACAGGAACUGAACUGCUCCAUCGAUGACACCUUAAGCACAUGCAGCUGGUUUAUCACAAAACAAGGGAAUGAACAACCGGCAUCCAUCGGGAAUGGGUCACAAGUGAUAGUCGGGUCUUGGUGUUCAAACUUCACAUACCUUACACUGCUCCAGGCCACAGGGCUUUGGGAUGGUUUAUAUACAUGCAAGUUUACUGAUGGUUCAAUAUCACACAAGGCCUCUGGAAAUGUAAGCAUUGACUUGCUUCCUGAUGAAAUCACAAUGAUAAGUGAUCCCCAGACGGCAGACUGCGACGUGCCCGAUCCGGACAAAGUGAUUGGUGUGACUGUCAAGUGUGUAAUUUUACCUCCUACCAGUCCUGUAGAAUACACUGUCACCCUGUCGGUGUCAACCUUCAACGGUGAUCCGAAAACUAUGGUCAAAGAAGAAGGAAAGUCGGCGGAAAACAUUAACUAUACGUGCAAUAUACAAGUACCUUGUAGAGAAAGAAAACCAACCAUUGAAGCUAAAUGUAUAUUCGAAAACAGCCAAAAUCAGAAUAUAGAACAAAACUUAAAGAUCCCAGUCCUCUAUAAUAGUGACAAAUUUUGUGAAGCCGAAUGGCCUUGGAAAAAGACCAAGGCUGGUUCGACUGCCACCCAGCCAUGCCCGCCCAAAAGGACGGGCAACAUAAGUCGAACCUGUAAUGAAGAAGGUCAGUGGCAGUCUGAAAAGAACUACUGUGUGUCGGAGGCAAUAAACAAGUUGAGUUCUUCUGUAGAGUACUUCAAACUUGGACUUAAUGCCACCCCUGAGGUUGCUGUAGAAAUAUUUUCUGGCCUGAAAAAUAACAGUGCCGCCGGCUCCAACUUGACCCUUGGUGAUAUCCAGGCCACCAUAGGAAUCCUGGAUGGAAUGGCGGAUGCCUCUUCUACAGUCACAUUACAGGAUGACUCAAUGAUGAAUGACUUCAUAGAUUCUGCUAGCAAUUUACUUUCCACACCAUGGACUGAUGACACAAGCGCUUCAGAGAGCCUGUCUAAGAACUACCUGAAAGCAGUUGAGGAGCUGGUGGUGAACAUAAAAUUAAACCAAAGUGAAGGGCACAAUUCUUCAAACAUAGAAUUACAAGUCUGCCGAAAUGAUGACACCUGUAACAGAACGAUCAUGGGUGUGCAAAUGGCAUUGUCAACUACGGCACACCAGUCUAAAGUAGUGGCACUGAAGAACCUGGCCAAUCUACUCCCAAAUAACAUAAAAAACACAGAAAGCGCAAGCAUUGUGGUUUCGGCCACUCUUGAAAAUGCCUCUCAUCACACGGCAAACAUCACCCUAGCGUUUCCUUUCGACAACACCUCAGCAACUCCUGACAAAAUUUACUGUGUUUUCUGGGAGACCAAUGGCAGUCGGUGGUCAGAAGAGGGUUGUGUGGCGAGGAUGGAAACAGAUACCAUUAUCUGUGAAUGCAGCCACUUGACCUCCUUCUCAUCACUCUUCUCCAAGGAGCCUGUUGAUUCGCCCGUUUUGAGUAUGAUCACCUACAUAGGACUUGGCAUAUCCAUCUGCUCUCUCCUUGUCUUUCUGUUCAUUGAGUGGCUAGUUUGGACUGCCAUAGUCAAGUCCAACCUCUCACAUUUCCGUCACACAUCCCUGGUCAACAUCGCCUUGUGUCUACUGCUGGCUGACUGCAGCUUCUUAGCCUCGGCGUUUCCAUUGAAACUCGGAGAGCCCUGUUGCUUCAUCAUGGUGUUGGCGAAGCACUUCUUCUUCGUCGCCAUGUUCUUCUGGAUGCUCUGCUUGGGCUUGAUGCUUCUCCACCAACUAAUCUUCGUCUUCAGUCCACUCAGGAGAAAAGUCUACAUGAUCUUAUCCUUCACCAUUGGGUAUGGCGGCCCCACAGUGACAGUUGGCAUCUCAUAUCUGUACUACAGCAGGUGGUCAGAGAGCUCUUACUACGACGACACAACGUGCUGGCUGAAGUACGAGGGCGCGAUGAAAGGCUCACUCCACGCUUUCCUCUUCCCAGUGGGGGUCAUCACAAUAAUGAACUUGUUCUCAAUGGUGGUGGUGAUCAUGACCCUCCUGAGGCCCAACGUUUCAGAGGGCAAGGCAGACGACAAGGAAACUUUGAAAAGCAUCCUCAAGGCAAUAGUGUUUCUGACCCCUGUCUUCGGUGGGACAUGGCUCCUUGGAUUCUUGAUGUUCUUCAUGGAAAGGUCAACCUUUGGAGUAUUACUUCACUAUGCUUUCACCAUUGUCAACUCGCUGCAGGGCUUCUUCAUUUUAGUAACAGGAUGUCUCGGUGAAAAAAGGGUCCGAGAUGAAGUUUUGAAAUACAUACUGGUCACUAAAUCCCCAAAAAGUGAGAGCAGGCGAAAUCUGACAUCAUCCAUUUCUAAGAAGUGAUGCCAAGAAAGCUUCUGUGGUCUGUUGGCAGUUGAUGAAUGGGUAUCAAGACCUGCUUUAGGACCAGGGUGUCACUAGGAUUUUCAAGGCAGCUCGGCCGAGAAUGGAAACAGCUAAAUGGAAAGAAGCCAUUCAGCAGGGUCCACAGAGGUCAUGCAAAGCCAUCACAGAAAUACAAAAAAAAAUGAUUAGUUUGACAGAUACUUUAUUGCGAAACAGUUGCUAUGAAAAGUAAUCUCCCCUCAGCCCUCAUGUUUCAUAGAUUGCCUCACCUAGACAACUCAUGCAUUAGGUUAGGUUUCUUGGUGACCAUACUAACAUGACCUCUAACUUAAUGUAAUGUAAACUAAUGCAAUGUAGAUUCUACCACAAAAUCCUGUAAUAUAGCCAUUAAUAUUUGAGUGACUUGUAUUUGUCUUGAAAUAAAACAGUAGCUUUGUUUGUUUGUUGUGAACA
Clupea harengus (Atlantic herring) is the source of this 3056-nucleotide messenger RNA. It is a transcript of the gene adgrf3b, whose product is annotated as adhesion G protein-coupled receptor F3b. NCBI's taxonomy places the organism in Eukaryota, Metazoa, Chordata, Actinopteri, Clupeiformes, Clupeidae. The transcript is spliced from 12 exons. The record is from RefSeq and is a predicted model, not a curated record. The coding region runs from base 6 to 2600 and encodes 864 amino acids. Gene Ontology annotation, biological process: cell surface receptor signaling pathway; adenylate cyclase-activating G protein-coupled receptor signaling pathway. Gene Ontology annotation, molecular function: G protein-coupled receptor activity. Gene Ontology annotation, cellular component: membrane.